CCGUAAUAUAUCCAACAUAGAUCGGUGUUUCCUUCGUGUUUUUGUUCCUAUCCGAUCUAGGCCAUGUCACUCUUUACAAGUCCAUAUAAUAUGUGAUAUUACACAAUCGUUUGACGCGCAAUCUCCUUGUCAUCGCCAUUUCAUUCCUGCUCAUAUCAACCUACUGGCAGCCCAAGUCACUCUCUCCUACUUUCAGAUGCACAUAAAGGAGGUCCAUGUAUAAAUGGGACUCUGAGAUACAGAGUUGAUCCAACACCACCCGUUUCCACACCAUCCAAACGACCAUCCAUCACGCCCUGCAGUUCAUCUGAUAGCAAACACGAAGACAAUGGAUCGCAUUAGUAGUAGUGCCCACAAGAUCGAUGAAACAUUACCAUUGCUGGAAAAUGGUGAUGGAGCACCGAAAGCCUCAUUUAGGAGACCACGGCAUAGUAGAGCCACCUCGGCGGUCUCGAUUACCAGUAUAAACGUGCCCAAAGCCCGGGAUCCUGACACGAUCGUGGCCAUCGCUUGUGCUGUCAUCUUCGUCUUAUCGGGUUCCGGCGGCUUUUUUACUAUCCCCAUGACAAGGAUACUCGAGGAUAGGUUCUGUCGGGAGUAUUACGACAGCAUAAGCUCGAGCCCCGGGCCCAUCGAUGAAGAGCUAUGUAAGGUGGAUGUCGUGCAGUCGCGGCUGGCAUAUCUCUUUGCUUUGAACUCAUUCGUUGGGGCACUCUUGGGUUGCUUCGUCGCAAUGCCAUGGGGCUUAGUUGCAGAUCGACUUGGCCGACGGCCCGUAUUCGUGCUCGGUCUGAUCGGCAUGACCCUAGAAACGAUCUGGCAGAUUGCGGUGGGUUGGUUCGGCGAUGCUCUACCCAUUCGACUUUACUGUCUCGGGCCCCUCGCAAUAAUCAUCGGCGGAGGCAACGCAGUGUUGAAUGGCACCAUGUGUAGCUUGAUGUCAGACGUUCUACCCGAAGCAGACAGGGCUAUCGGAUUCAUGCGGGUUCACAUCGCAAGUAUGCUCGGGAACCUCUGCUCUCCCAUGAUUUCCUCAGUCAUGAUGCCGCGGGUAGGUCCCUGGCCAUUGCUGUGGCUAUCCGUGGUUCUCGGUACCCUGCCAGCUGCUGGCAUCUUAUUUGUGCCAGAAACUCUCACUACCAAGGCAGCAGCCACGGAAGACCACGGCGACCUGCGUCCAGACUUACAGUUCAGUGCACGCUUGUCUCGUUCGCUGGUUGAACUGAGAGAUUCGCUCUCGAUGCUAAAGAACCUGUCCGUCAUUCUACUUUUGUUUGGGUCCAUCACUCUCACGCCAGUCAUACUGUGCACACUACAGUUCCUUUCGCAGUACGUCUCAAAGCGUUAUCAUGUAAAGCUGGCCUAUACGGGUUACGUUCAGGGCGCAUACGGAGGGGCACACAUUCUCUUUAUUCUCUUCAUCAUCCCCUACGCAUCCAAGCUGGUCUUGCGAUCGAACAGUCCCAAAUGGAUUCGCAUGGCCAACGAGCAGCAGCGGGAUCUUGCAUUCUUAAAGGGGUCCUUCGUGGCGGUUGUCCUGGGUACCUUCGUGAUGAGUGUUUCUCCCUCGUUGCCGGUCUUUGUUUGUGGACUCUUCGUUCUGGCCCUGGGAUCAGGCGCGGGGAGCUACAUUCCAAGCACACUGGCUUUUUAUAUCGACAAGGAGCACCGGACUCGUAUGUUCAGCCUGGUGGGCAUCGUUCAGGUCAUGGGAAGUCUUUACGCUGAGCCUAUGUUGGCUGGUUUGUUCACCCUCGGCAUGCGGAUAGGAGGUAUUUGGAUUGGAUUACCUUAUCUGGGUGUUGCGGUGCUUUGUGGUGUAGCGUUCUUACUGCUUAGAUUUGUACGGCUACCACGAGAGUGUGACCGUGGUAACAGCGAAUACCACCGCACCGCCAGUGAUGAGAUUGUACCAUAGAAUUCGUGUAAAUUACGUUUGAUAUAUAUGAUAGCCAUAGG
Truncatella angustata is the source of this 1959-nucleotide messenger RNA. RefSeq names its product major facilitator superfamily transporter. Bases 329 to 1918 code for a protein of 529 amino acids. Gene Ontology annotation, biological process: transmembrane transport. The record is from RefSeq and is a predicted model, not a curated record. Gene Ontology annotation, cellular component: membrane. Gene Ontology annotation, molecular function: transmembrane transporter activity. The transcript has 3 exons. NCBI's taxonomy places the organism in Eukaryota, Fungi, Ascomycota, Sordariomycetes, Amphisphaeriales, Sporocadaceae.